Molecule: messenger RNA, 1524 nt
Organism: Patella vulgata (common limpet)
Lineage: Eukaryota; Metazoa; Mollusca; Gastropoda; Patellidae
Product: zinc finger HIT domain-containing protein 3
Exons: 6
Coding region: 167-619 (150 amino acids)
Biological process (GO): snoRNA localization; maturation of LSU-rRNA from tricistronic rRNA transcript (SSU-rRNA, 5.8S rRNA, LSU-rRNA); box C/D snoRNP assembly
Cellular component (GO): pre-snoRNP complex; nucleus
Molecular function (GO): protein binding
Source: RefSeq, a predicted model, not a curated record
UGAUAGAAAAAUUUAUAUAACGCAUCACGGUUUACAGAUAUGUAUUGCGGAGCAUCGCGAUCGGCAAUAAACAGAAGAAAUGAAAACACGAGGUUUAUCAGGAUUUUUAUAAAGUUAUCAACUAGAAGGUUAACAAGUUGUCUGGAUUGUUAAACUUGUGACAAAGAUGACGAGUAUCAAGAAAUGUGAAGUUUGUAAUGAAAAUGAUUUUAAAUACAAAUGUCCACAAUGUAGAAUAAAAUAUUGUUCUGUAAAAUGUUACAAACAGCAUAAAGCAGAAGUUUGUAAACCACCACUUAAGAUUGAAGAAGAGAAAAACAACCCUGUUUUAGAAGUCCAGAAGAAAGAGAGUUUAGAAGAAGAAGGGGAGAUAACCGGUGAUGAGUCAGACGAUGAAACAGACACAAAAGAUAAAGUACCAAUAGAAUUAUUACAAAAAUUAGAACAAUCGUCGGAAAUAACAAAAAUGUUGGAGAACCCCCAUCUACGAGCGAUGAUGGAGAAUUUAUAUAACAGCGAUAAUUGUGGUCUAGAUGUCAGCCACGCCAUGCAGGAACCCAUCUUUACCGAGUUCGCUGAUGAAUGUCUUAAAAUAGUACAGCCACAGAAAAUCGAUUAACAUUCCAUAUUGUAGCAACACAGAAUAGUCCAGCCAGACUCGUAAGGGCUCACGAACAAUGUGAUUAAAAUAGGACAGUGGGACUCACAGAAUAAAACUGACACUGAAUGUGGUUGAAACAGUUGUUGGACUUAAAGUCUCAAUACCACUCUUGUUGUAACUGAAUAAUAUGUCCCAAUCUUUAUUCUGGUCAACAAAUUGUACUAUUUUACAAUAUUCCAAUUAAUUGAUGAUACAAAUUUCAUCUUAACACACCUAAUUUAAAAAAUUGGAAAAAUUCAACUAAAUGAUUUGAAAAGCCUGACGUAAAGCUUUUCAAAUGUGACAUGGAUUUAAAAAUAUUUUUGAACCCUCUUGACAAGUAAAAUAGGAUUUAAUGGAUAAUUUACAAAACAGGUAGGACACUAACACAUCUAGUACUUAGAAUAAGGCUAUUUUUUAUUUUCUGGAGCUGUCAAGCCAGCAAGAGUGUUAUUGUCCCUUUAAAGAUUUUAAUAAAAGGAUGAGACACAGUCAGCUUGUGACACAUACAUCCAUUGGAAUGGGUGGGAACAUGGCUGUCUGGUCAUGUGACACAGUUAGCUAGUGAGUGGGAACACAGCUGUCAGGUCAUGUGAUACAGUCAGCUAGUGACACCUACAUCCAUUGGAGUGAGAGUGGGAACACAGCUAUUUGGUCAUGUGAUACAGUCAGCUAGUGACACCUACAUCCAUUGGAGUGAGUGGGCUGUGUCUAUCUUACCUUCUGUGAUUAUUAUGUUGUGUGUUGUGUCAUCAUCCAGUUGCACUCAGUAAUAUUGUAUGUAUGCAGUUGAUCGAAGGGAGAUAACCACUAUUUAGCUAACAUAUGUGUUUUAUGCAUUGAAAGUUUUCAUAAAAUAAACAUGAAUUAUUGUAUUAGUAUAA